Strongyloides ratti is the source of this 1464-nucleotide messenger RNA. RefSeq lists its product as hypothetical. NCBI's taxonomy places the organism in Eukaryota, Metazoa, Nematoda, Chromadorea, Rhabditida, Strongyloididae. The transcript has a single exon. The record is from RefSeq and is a predicted model, not a curated record. The coding region runs from base 1 to 1464 and encodes 487 amino acids.
AUGACCAAAAAAUGGUCACUGAAAUCAAAGGUUAAAUUUUUUCUGCCUAAACAGUUAUGGAAAAGUAUUGUUAAAAAAACAAUUGAAAAAUCAGUAACAAUUACUAUUUCAUCAAGUGGGUAUAAAAAAAAUAAAAAAGAAAAUACAAAAAGUUCUUUAAACGUUAAUGAUGCUAGUUCUAGUCAUCUAUUAAAAGAAACUCAAAUAGUGUAUUAUGUAAAUGAAACUCCAUUAAACUGUUUAUCAAAAACUGAGCAAAGUUUAAAAAAAUCUUCCACUAUUUUAAAUAAACCGGUAGUUAAAUAUCAAGCGAAUGAAGUAAAAGUUAAAAAAAUAUAUUAUUUCGUAAAUAUUCAACCUAAUUAUAAGUUUAAAAAAGAUAGUAAUGAAAAAAAAUUGUCAUUAAUAAAUGUUAAUAUUGAUGAAAAACUACCUUUAGAAAUUAAAAAAAAUGAAAGUGAAAUAUUAGAAACUUUUGUAAAAUAUAUCAACAAAUUACAAAAAUACGUUUAUAAUGGAAUAUCAUUUAAAAAUGAUACACUAUCAUUAGUUUCAUUACCCAGUAUUAAUGAUAUUUACCCAGAGUAUUUUAUUGAUUACAAUAAAUAUAUAAAACAUUUCAAUAUUCAAAUUGAGUCUAGUAAAAAAUUGAUAACUUUAAAAUAUCCAUUUGAACAGAUAUUUCAAGUUAAUGUUGACCAUUUGAAUAACAAAAUAUUUGACAAAUGUUUUACUAGGAUAGCAGAAAUUGAAGAUGAAUCUUCAAAAGAUAUUUUAAUUGCACCUUUGAUGGCUUCAAUUGACAACAAGCCUUGUGGUAUAAUUAAUAAUGAUCUGUGUUCUCUUCAAAAUGAGCAUGUUGUUUACCUAUUAAUAAAUGACUAUAAUAUGUAUGAUAGUAUAUCAGAGAAUAAAAUUGAAAGUUUGCCAUAUGAAAGUAUUGAGAUAGAAGAAAAAGAAUAUAUAUCUAAUGAACCCAUGCAUAUAAAUUUUAAUGACAGUAUUGACAAAAUUCAUAAUUUAAAUAUUGACAAAACAAGUGUUUCAAAAUUAUUAUCUAGUACAUCAGUACUUGAAAGUGUUUUUAAAUAUAUGCAUGAAAUUGAUACUUUUCCAAUAAAAGAUAACAAAUCACAUGUAACUAUUUCCAGAAAUAUUUCAUCAAUUGAAGCAAUAUCUCUUGAUAAAGAUUAUUCUAAUAGAUUACUAACAACUGAAUCUUCCACUGAAAAUACAAUAACUCAGCCAAAAGAUACUUCUUUAAUUUAUGCACCAUUUUCAAUCACCACAAUAAAUAGUUGUCCAUCAUUUUACAUUAAAGAUAAUAACUUAUAUCAACUUGAUUUAACAAAAAUUAAGAAUUCUUUACUAGAAAUACGAGGACAAAUACAAAAAUUACUUUUGCUAGAAAAAAGAUUAUCACUGUAUUAUGAAUUUUUAUUGGACCAACAAUCCAGUGUAUGA